Marmota flaviventris (yellow-bellied marmot) is the source of this 1557-nucleotide messenger RNA. RefSeq names its product unc-5 family C-terminal like (gene Unc5cl). Gene Ontology annotation, biological process: positive regulation of canonical NF-kappaB signal transduction; positive regulation of JNK cascade; netrin-activated signaling pathway. Gene Ontology annotation, molecular function: netrin receptor activity; protein binding. The record is from RefSeq and is a predicted model, not a curated record. Gene Ontology annotation, cellular component: membrane. NCBI's taxonomy places the organism in Eukaryota, Metazoa, Chordata, Mammalia, Rodentia, Sciuridae.
AUGUGCCCCCAGGAGAGUUCCUUCCAGCCCUCCCAGUUCCUCCUGCUGGUGGGGAUCCCAGUGGCGAGUGCUCUCCUUCUGGUUCAGUGCCUUCGCUGGUAUCGCUCUCGCUGGCUGCUGGGGACCUGUCUGAAGCCAGAUGGGCAAGAAGAGCCAGUGUCCCCGUCCACCCCACUACCAGAAUAUGAUGCUCCAAGGCAGUGUCCACCGGCCACACUGCCAGAGAUAGCUGCCUUCUACCAGGAAUUGCACAUGCCCACCCAGGGCCAGACCAUCAUCCGCCAGCUGAUGAACAAACUGUUGGUGUUUUCGGCUCGAGAGGUGGAUCACCGCGGCGGUUGCCUGAUACUCCAGGAUACAGGCAUUUCCCUGCACAUCCCUCCAGGUGCUGUGGCCGUGGGCCGCCAGGAGCGGGUAUCCUUGAUUCUGGUGUGGGACCUGUCAGAUGCCCCGUCACUGUCCAGGUCUCAGGGACUGGUGAGCCCUGUGGUAGCAUGUGGCCCCCAUGGAGCCUCCUUUCUGCAGCCCUGCACCCUCACAUUCAAGCACUGUGCCCAGCAGCCCAGCUACGCCCGCACCUACAGUAGCGACACCUCCCUGCUAGAUGCCAAGGCCUGGAGGCCCCUGGGUCGGCCCGGGGCCCACACGUCCCUGGAUGAGUGCCGCAUCCUCCUCUCCCACUUCAGCCUGUACACCUGCGUGCUAGAGGCGCCUGUGGGGCAGGCUGCCCGUAAAUGGCUGCAGCUGGCCGUCUUCUGCUCGCCGCUGGUGCCUGGGCAGUCCCACCUGCAGCUGCGUGUUUACUUCCUGAACAACACGCCCUGCGCCCUGCAGUGGGCGGUGACCAACGAGCAGCCCCACGGUGGGCGCCUGCGCGGGCCCUGCCAGCUCUUCGACUUCACUGGGGCCAGAGGUGACCAGUGCCUGAAGCUCAAGUACAUUUCUGAGGGUUGGGAGAAUGUGGAUGACAGCAGCAGCCAGCUGGUUCCCCAUCUCCACAUCUGGCAUGGAAAGUGCCCCUUCCGCUCCUUCUGCUUCCGGAGAAAAGCAGUCAAUGAGAACGAGGACUGCUCAGCAUCAACCAAUGAGAUCAUUGUCACCAUGCACACCUUCCAGGAUGGCUUGGAAACCAAGUACAUGGAGAUCCUCAGAUUCCAGGCAUCAGAGGAAGAGUCCUGGGCAGCACCACCCCCUGUCUCCCAGCCACCCCUGUGCAAUAGGCUGCCCCCAGAGCUCUUUGAGCAGCUGCAGAUGUUGUUGGAGCCAAACAGCAUCACGGGUAAUGACUGGCGACGACUGGCCUCUCACCUGGGGCUCUGUGGCAUGAAAAUCCGGUUCCUGUCCUGCCAGCGCAGCCCCGCCGCCGCCAUCCUGGAGCUGUUUGAGGAGCAGAAUGGCAGUCUGCAGGAGCUGUACGACCUCAUGACCGCCAUGGAGCGGCUGGACUGCGCCUCGGUCAUCCAGAACUACCUGAGCCAGACACCCAGAGGCAGCCCAGCCCCCGCCCGUGGGGCCGCCCUGGAGAACCAGGGCUUGGAGCUGGACGAGAAGCUCUGA